This is a messenger RNA of Staurois parvus, 429 nucleotides long. Lineage: Eukaryota; Metazoa; Chordata; Amphibia; Anura; Ranidae. The record is from the annotation of a GenBank genome assembly.
UCGGGUGGACUCCGGGCAGAGGCUAUGGGGCUGGACUCUCGGGCAGAAGGCACAACGGGCUGGAUUCGGAGCAGGGGGACCACCGGGCCCCCAGGGGGCGAGCAGGCGUCUCGGCCCCUCAGGCGGAAUCGUCGGGCGCCGGACCCCCAGGCGGAGCGACAGGUCUCGGGCCCCCAGGCGGAGCGGCGGGCGCCGGACCCCCAGAUGGAGCGACAGGUCUCGGGCCCUCAGGCGGAGCGACAGGCAUCGGGCCCCCAGGUGGUGCGGCGACAGGUCUCGGGCCCUCAGGCGGAUCGGCGGGCGCCGGACCCCCAGGCGGAGCGGCGGGUGCCGGACCCCCAGGUGGAGCGACAGGUCUCGGGCCCUUAGGCGGAGCGGCGGCGGGCGCCGGACCCCCGAGGCGGAGCGGCGGGCGCCGGACCCCCAGGU